AUGAAAGGUCACGAUUGGAUCAACACGUGUCUCCCCGAUGAGCUAAUCGUCGAGAUCUUCCGCCGCCUCGACUCCAAACCAAGCCGCGACUCCUGCUCUCUCGUCUGCUACCGCUGGCUCCGUCUCGAGCGGUUCUCACGCUCUUCCAUCCGCAUCGGCGCAACCGGCUCACCUGACCUUUUCGUUCAGCUUCUCGCUUCCCGGUUCUCCAACGUCACCGCCGUUCACAUCGACGAACGGCUUUCUGUUUCACUUCCCGUUCAGUUGGGGAGAAGACGUGUCACCAGUGAGAAUUCUGGGGCGGCUUCGUCGUUGAAGCUUCGUUAUGUUAACCAUAAGAAUGGAUCUUCCUCUGAGGAUAGUGAAUUUGAUUCGUUGUGUUUGUCUGAUACUGGAUUGGCUGCUCUUGCUGAUGGGUUUCCCAAGCUUGAGAAGUUGAGGUUAAUUUGGUGUUCUAAUGUUACCAGUGAUGGGUUAUCAUCACUAGCUUGGAAAUGUGUUUAUUUGAAAGCCUUGGACUUGCAGGGUUGUUAUGUUGGAGAUCAAGGCUUGGCUGCUGUUGGACAGUGUUGCAAGCAACUUGAAGAUUUGAAUCUGCGUUUCUGUGAAGGCUUGACUGAUAAGGGUUUGGUUGAUUUAGCUCUAGGUGUGGGGAAAUCGUUAAAAUCUCUCGGUGUAGCCGCUUGUGCCAAAAUAACUGAUAUCUCAAUGGAAGCUGUAGCAUCGCACUGUGGAUCCCUUGAGACUUUGUCUUUGGAUUCAGAGUUCAUCCACAAUCAAGGGGUGCUUGCGGUGGCUAAAGGAUGUCCAUAUUUGAAAUCUCUAAAGCUGCAGUGUAUUAAUCUUACAGAUGAUGCUUUGAAAGCUGUAGGCGUUAGUUGUUUGUCUCUGGAGUUAUUGGCUCUGUAUAGUUUUCAGCGAUUUACUGAUAAGGGUUUGUGUGCUAUUGGGGAAGGAUGCAAGAAGUUAAAGAAUUUGACUUUGAGUGAUUGCUAUUUCCUAAGUGACAAGGGCCUGGAAGCAAUUGCUAUUGGGUGCAAGGAACUCACCCAUCUCGAAGUCAAUGGAUGUCACAACAUUGGAACUUUGGGACUUGAAUCUGUUGGGAAAUCAUGCCAACAUCUCUCAGAGUUAGCAUUGCUCUACUGCCAAAGAAUUGGUGAUCUUGGGCUUCUUCAGGUUGGAAAGGGAUGUCAAUUCUUGCAAGCACUUCACUUGGUGGAUUGCUCAAGCAUUGGAGAUGAAGCCAUGUGUGGUAUAGCUGCUGGCUGCACAAAUUUAAAGAAGCUUCAUAUCCGACGCUGUUACGAGAUUGGCAAUAAGGGGAUCAUUGCUGUUGGUGAGAAUUGCAAGUCUCUAACGGAUCUUAGCAUUCGAUUCUGUGAUAGGGUGGGGGAUGGGGCCCUUAUUGCUAUAGCCGAGGGCUGUUCCCUUCAUUAUCUGAAUGUAAGUGGCUGCCACCAAAUUGGCGAUGCUGGACUGAUAGCCGUUGCAAGGGGCUCCCCUCAACUCUGUUAUCUCGACGUGAGUGUACUGCAGGCUUUGGGCGAUAUGGCUAUGGCCGAGUUGGGAGAAAAUUGUCCACUACUUAAAGAAAUAGUAAUAUCUCACUGCCGUCAAAUAACAGACGUGGGUUUAGCGCAUCUUGUAAAAAGCUGCACCCUACUAGAGUCAUGCCAUAUGGUUUAUUGCUCUAGCAUAACUUCAGCUGGAGUGGCCACAGUGGUUUCUAGUUGUCCCAACAUAAAAAAGGUUCUCGUCGAGAAGUGGAAGGUUAGCCAGCGGACCGAGCGCCAGGCAGGCUCUGUCAUUUCCUACUUGUGUGUGGACCUGUAG
Molecule: messenger RNA, 1836 nt
Organism: Lathyrus sativus (Indian pea)
Lineage: Eukaryota; Viridiplantae; Streptophyta; Magnoliopsida; Fabales; Fabaceae
Source: the annotation of a GenBank genome assembly